Messenger RNA from Cyprinodon tularosa, 1615 nucleotides. RefSeq names its product probable serine/threonine-protein kinase MARK-B. Gene Ontology annotation, biological process: protein phosphorylation. Gene Ontology annotation, molecular function: protein kinase activity; ATP binding. The transcript is spliced from 5 exons. The record is from RefSeq and is a predicted model, not a curated record. Lineage: Eukaryota; Metazoa; Chordata; Actinopteri; Cyprinodontiformes; Cyprinodontidae. The coding region runs from base 153 to 1394 and encodes 413 amino acids.
UGACCAACAGGUUUUUCUGCUCCAGGCUAUGAAUCAUGAACAAAGAAGGUGUGGAAAAGCAGCUAUAAAGACAGAGAGCAAUGCAAACUCCUGUCCAGACUUGACAGGCCUUCUUCCCUUCAACAGCAAAAAGUUUUGCCUGUACCUCCUGGAUGGCGUACUCCACAGGAACGCUCGCUAAGGGCUGCUUUGGGAAGAUCUACAGGCAGAAGUACAACGACACCUGGGCUGCUGUGAAGAAGGUUCCCCAAAAUCUAAUCAGUCGGAAAGACCUGGAGAGAGAAUGUGCAGUUUACAACAAAGCCGAACAUCCCAACAUAGUGAAGCUUCUGGGCAACAUAACACUCACAGAUGGUAAAUGGAUUAUUCCACUGGAGUUCAUCUUUGGAGAAGAUUUGGAGACAACAAUCUUCAUGGCAGCAAAGUCCAAAAUACAGUUGAAUGUUUCAAAUAAAGCCACCAUCACUACUGGCAUGUGUGAAGGUUUGCUUCACCUCCACCUGAACGAUAUCGUCCAUCAGGAUCUGAAACCUGAAAACAUCAUGGUGGAACAUGGAACAAACAGAGCCGUCAUCAUUGAUCUUGGACUGGCUAAGUUUUUCAGACAUGGUCUAAACUCAGCCAUAGACAUGGGGAACGAGGCGUACUCGGCUCCUGAAGUCCUGGAGAGGAGAAUUCAACGGAGUCAGCGUUCAGACGUCUGGGCCAUGGGGAAGAUCAUUGCGGAGCUUUAUGCUCGGAUACGGCUUCACACGCCCACUGUCUGUCCUGCUAAGAUCAGAGAGACGAUGCAGGGUCAGCCCCACUGUGAUGCUGUGUGCAGGAUGGUGGAGCCUGACCCUUCUCGCAGGGCCACCAUGGCUUUGGUCAUAGAUGAGAUUCGAAACGCUGGAAGACAAGCUAAUGGAACCAGAGCAGCAGUUCCAAAAGAUUUUCUAAAACCACCACAGGCGGAUAAGCCUGUCAGACAUAGGUCUUCAUCACCGCCGCGCAGAGCUGCAGGCCGGCUGAACAGAAACCCCAGAGAUCCAUCUCCGUUUCACAAAGACAGAUCUCCAUUACCAUAUAAAUGGGAGCAAACACCCAGACCAGAAAUCAAACCUCUGCGCCCCCAGAUAGGGGCUCACAAUUCUCCCUUCCCCAAUCUGGCACGGGACAAAAACAGGAACCCGGCUUUGGCCCAGCCAGGCAGGACAGACGUGAUGCCUGAUCUCACAAGGAUAAGGUUAGACAACGAAGCAGCUAAGGAACUGCCCAACAACUUACCAAAAUCAGGGAAGGUGGUGGUGCGGCGCAUUGAGCAGAAAAAUGGAAAGAUUGAAACGUGGGAGCAGACGGUCGUGACUCAGGAUGGAAAGAUUAUCAAAUAUGAAGAUGUUAAGAUUAAUGGCUGAAUAACAUCCAUGUUUUUAAAGACAACAAAUUGAACAACAACAAAAAUCUGAGAGAACAAUGGUGAGAAACCCUGGAGGACAUGAACAGUUCCUCAGGAACAAGGAUCUAAUAUGUGAGGUGAAAAGUGUUGAUAAGUCUGCACAUGGCACCAUAAAACAAGGCUGAUUGCAGGAAAAGGGAAGAUGGGACAUGAAAUGAGGUGGAAAUAUGUCCGACUAAA